Molecule: messenger RNA, 3357 nt
Organism: Rhopilema esculentum
Lineage: Eukaryota; Metazoa; Cnidaria; Scyphozoa; Rhizostomeae; Rhizostomatidae
Source: RefSeq, a predicted model, not a curated record
CUUUGCUCGUUAGAAAUCCGGCUUCAUAGGCAGAUAUGAAGAAUCAAUCAGGAGGGUGCGACAGGUGAACAUCAAUCGACGUUGAAUUAUCCGGCGAUCAAAUUAAUAUAAGUUGAUACCCCCGUCUGAUUGAAAGACCUUGUACUGGGCAAUAUAGACAGUGUUGCCAGUGAAAAAUUUUCGCAAGAAAAAUGGCUGGUCUUAACUGGUUUUUCAGCUGCUUUUGUGCAAGUUGUUUUAUUUGUCUGUUGAUACUAAUUUACGGCCCUGCAAAUGAAAUAUCAACAUCAAGAUUGUUCAAAGUAAAAUUCAAAGGUGGAAAAGCAAAGGUGUCCAGUCAGUGCAGAGAAUUGUGGCACUACGAUGGAAAAUGCCAAAAUCGCAUUACCAGAGAUUCCAAGAAUUCGGCAAUAUUCUCGGAUUUAUUUCUUGCGAUCAAUUUCAACCAUCCCUUUUACCACACAAUACCAAUCCUGAAGAAAUUAUAUUCGCCCGUGUUUCCGAAUUUUAUGAUAUGCGGUCCGGAAAUUAGUGCAAAUUACACCGUCGUUCGUAUUGAUCAACCCAAAAAUGAAUAUGGCUAUUACGGAUAUCAGUGCUUGGUCGAGGCUAUUCGCCGGAACCCUGGGUAUAAUGGUUACCUGUAUGUUAACGAUGACAUGAUAGUUAAUUGGUGGAACUUUCUGAAAUUAGAUAGGAACAAAGUAUGGUUCACUAGUUUGGGAGAAAUGACGACACAAAACAUAUAUGAAUCGGAUAUAAGCUUUUGGUGGAGGAGAGCGAACUGCCUUCAGAGAUGUAAGAAUGCUUACGUAGAAAUGCAGAACAACUCCAUAUUCACGGAUUUGAAAAUAUUUCAACAACUGGAAAAGAAUUUAGGAACAACGGAUGUUUGUAUUGGAGCCUUAUCUGAUAUUAUUUAUAUUCCAAAAAGGCUUUCAGAGAAGUACGCACUUUUAGGCCAGAAAUUUUACGACCAUAGACUGUUUCUUGAGGUAGCAACUCCAAUGGCGGUGAUGUUCUUGGAAGACAUAAAAAAUGUGGAGUUCAUGGAAGGAUUGUAUCUCCAGAAGAAAUAUGGUUGGGGCAGUUGGACUAGCAACACCGAUAGGGCCUGGGACGAGUACGAUUUUAAUACUGUUUUCUUGCAUCCUUACAAAUUCCAUGGCAACAACGUGACGAAAAACACAAAAGAAUUUAGAGACAGAGUUUUAUGGGUAAGUGACGUCAUAGCUGAAGAUUCGUGUCUCGAUGUUCUGAGCUUGGGGAGGUUUUGGCAGAAUCAUAGAAGCUGUUAUUAAAAUUAUCUUAACUAGAUUCUUGUUUGAUAACAUAAAGCUAUCAAUGGCCUUGAAAAAACAAAAAAUUUGAGUCAUGGUAAAGCUUUUUGUCUGACACUCUUCAGAGUAUAAAACGUCAGAAUAAUAUCGAAAACUCUAUGCUAGGAAAUAUAUUUCUCAGCUGACGAGUAAAAUAGUUAUGAAUUGUGGAUCGAAAAAGGCCAAUCAGAACCGCAAGGACAUAUAGAGUACCGAAGUGUGACGUCAUCAAAAAUCUAUUUUUAUAAUUUCUUAAAUUUGGCAACAUAAUCUGAAAGAACGGCAUAAAAUACCCCUCAUUAUGCAAAAUUAGUUAGAUAUGCUCCAAAUCGGGUGAGCUAUGGCCAAUAGAAGGUUUGUAGUUUGCUAACGGAUUACUGUUAUUGUGGCCUGGUGCAGAAAGUUAUGAACCAAGGUCAAAUUACAGAGGUUUGAUGGGGCAAGAGCUUGUGCUCAAGUGGCCAUAUCUCAGCCAAUUCGUAAUACAUUUAACUGAUUUUGCAUAUUUAGAGAUAUUUCAUGAUGUUCUUUCAGGUUCUGGGAUCAAAAUUAAGAAAUUCUAAAAAUAGAUUUUAAUGACGUCAUCACUUCGGUACUCUUUGGAGCUCUAAAGUGAAAACGAUAUCUUUCUGGGUUUUUAGUGGCUUUCUUAACGUUUAUGUAGAUAGAUUCAAAAACUGCUAGAUGGAACGACGAUUGGGCUCUACUAAUACAUGUUGCCAUUAUAGUCUUACUCACAAUCCGGGUUUCCAGUAAAUGCUGCCCGAUAGCAAUAUUGCAUGUUUUAGUCCCGGACAAUAGGUCCUGGGCCAGUUUCAUUUCUAGAGAUAAUCUGAUUAUAUUUAGUUACCUAAAGGUACCAAGACAUCAGGCAUGUUUUAGUCCCGGUCAAUAGGAUCCCGGUCCAAUUUCAUUUCUAGACAUAGCCUGAUUAUAUGUAAUACUGCUGAUUUUAGGCCUUUCUUUCUAGUCCAUUCAUUUGAUUUUCUAAACCUUAUCUGACCACUCUUGUUUAUCUGUAACUUUCUUGGCUCGUUCUGCAUUUUCUAUCACGUGUAUUAGGAUAAUCUUUGUAUAUUAUGAGUAACUUCAUAUGUUAAGUAGAUCGCCAUAGCAACCCAGUAUUUAAGGAUAUUACGCUACCCCACCCCGCUCGUCACUAAGUAAAUUACUUUCUUUCACCGUUUUAUUUACGUAUGUCUAUUGUUUUUAGUUCAGUAUUUAUAGGAGCCCCGUACCUUAUCUUAGGCAGUAAGAAUUAUGGAAAAGUAGCAGCAAGAGAAAGCAGUUUAGGCAUGCACCGUUUUCAGGGCAAGAUGCUUGUAAAAGAUCUUUUCGCCUUUGUUUGCUCUUAGUCGUUUUGAGAUAUUUAUAGGAGAUAUAUCAGUUUUGAAAGACCUCUGGGAUAGCUCUUGAGAAAGAUUAUGCCCAUGUCAAACGUUAAUUAAUUAAUAAAAUUUUAGUUUCUCUAUAAUAUUUAAUGCCAGCUGCUUGUUACCGUUAAAAUUCAAAUGUAGUCCAUCUCGACCUAAAUGAUCUUGAAUGACAUUUUGUUGUAGGAGAAUGUCAACGCUCAUUUUCUUCAGACUUUGGCUAAAUGUAUUGAAUUUACCAUUGAGUUUCGCUUAUUGAGCACCGCUCAUCUGUCGGUACGCCUGAUAAACUCUGAGAUGACAAGGUAGCAAGCGUGAGGGUGUUAUAGGAAUAUUCUCUUUUCAGUAUUAACCUCGUUAUCAUGUUACUUAUGACGCACUUAACUUAAGGAUAUAUAUUUCAGCACGUAGUUAGUUAUAGGACUUUUGAUUUCGAUGAUGAAGCAGAAAACAUGAACAAAGUUAUUUUCUCUUCGUCUCACUUCUUCGAUAAAGAUCCCGCUACCAAAAUUGGUGUUGGACCCGGUUCUCCAUUUAUAGAUAAAUAGCCGCUACAAAAAUUGGUGUUGGACCCGGUUCUCCAUUUAUAGAUAAAUAACCGCUACAAAAAUUGGUGUUGGACCCGGUUCUCCAUUUAUAGAUAAAUAGCCGCUACAAAAAUUGGU